Molecule: messenger RNA, 2429 nt
Organism: Ceutorhynchus assimilis (cabbage seed weevil)
Lineage: Eukaryota; Metazoa; Arthropoda; Insecta; Coleoptera; Curculionidae
Source: the annotation of a GenBank genome assembly
UGUUAAGGUCCUCAUUCAAUAUUUUUGCCAUUUAUUCAUUCAUGAAAAAACUACAAAUUGAUUUUGAUUUUUUUUUUGAAUUAUUGGCAAUUAUGUCCUAUUUGGCGCGUUUUUUUGGUGGUCUCUUUGUUGUUAGUGGAAAGCCCAAGUUGAUUUUAUGCGAGGGUGCCAAAUCGAUUGAGAGAUCAUUGGGAACAAGCACAACCAGAGAAUAUGAUGUUGUGGUUGUCGGAGGCGGAAUCGUGGGAGCAGCUUCGGCUCGAGAACUGAAACUACGCCAUCCCAAACUCAAAAUGGCAAUUUUGGAAAAGGAAAACGAACUGGCAAAACACCAAACUGGACACAAUAGUGGCGUAAUACACGCUGGAAUUUAUUACAAACCAGGGUCCUUGAAAGCCAAACUUUGCGUCGAAGGCAUGCAAUUGAUGUACAAAUAUUGUGACGAAAAGAAAAUCCCUUAUAAAAAAGUCGGAAAGUUAAUUGUGGCUACUGACGAAGUUGAGGUGAAAAGAUUAGAAGAAUUGCAUCAAAGAGCAAUUGAAAACAAAGUCCCCGACAUUAAACUGAUAAAAGGUGUGGAAGAAAUAAAAAAAAUCGAGCCUCAUUGUGUAGGACUGCAAGCAUUGUGGUCACCACAUACAGGAAUUAUAGAUUACAGCAUUGUAACUCAACAGUAUGGUAUUGAUUUUAAAGAAAAAGGAGGAGAAGUUUAUUUAAAUUUUGAAGUAAACAAAUUUGAAAAAUCCCAAGACCCAAAAUACCCAGUCCUGAUACAAUCCAAAGAUGGACAAAACGUGAAAAGCAAAUACGUAUUGACCUGUGGCGGACUGCAAUCGGACAAACUGGCAGAAUUGUCCGGUUGUCCUAGGAGUCCUAGAAUCGUACCGUUUAGAGGCGAAUAUUUAUUGCUCAAUCCGGAAAAGGCGCACAUGAUUAGGGGCAAUAUUUAUCCAGUGCCCGAUCCAAGAUUUCCGUUUUUGGGAGUUCAUUUUACUCCUAGGAUGGAUGGUAGUGUUUGGCUUGGACCCAAUGCUGUACUGGCUUUCAAACGAGAAGGAUACACUUGGGCCGACAUAAACAUCUCAGAACUAGCAGACUCAAUUUCCUAUCCAGGCUUUAUAAAAUUAGCACUCAAAUUCAUGUUCGCCGGUGCUCAGGAAGUAAUCAAAUCGGCAAUACCGUCCCUCCAAGUGAAAAGUUUGCAAAAAUUCGUACCGGAGAUCUCUGCUAAAGAUGUAGAACGAGGACCUGCAGGUGUCAGAGCACAAGCUCUGGAUAUUUCCGGAAAUCUUAUUGAAGAUUUCGUGUUUGAUAUGUACAAAGAUGGAGACGAUUCGAUUGGUAGUCGGGUUUUGCAUUGCAGGAAUGCGCCGAGUCCUGGAGCAACUAGUUCUUUGGCUAUUGCUAAAAUGAUGGUGGAGAAAAUCGAGAGCGAGUUUGAGAUUUAAAAAGACUGUUUCUGAGAGGAUUUAAAUUAACUCAGAAUUAGUAUAAUAGGCAUAAAAUGUUUGUUUUUAUUCAAGUUAUUUUUGUUUAUGUUUUACUAUCGCCAUAUUAAGUUUUUUUUUUACUAUACUAACCUGAAAAAUAGUCAUUAUUCAAUCUAUUUUUCUACAUCAGUUCAGCUCAUUUGCACUUAUACGAACAAUUCGGAAAAUAAAGAGCCUGGAAUAAAUUAAUUUGUUCUUCACUCAUUGGUCGCUACUGAUCAAUAAAGUUACUAAAAAUGUUUUUUAGGAAAAUAUGUUUUAUUAAAAAAGAUAAACAAAAAACACAACAUAAAUUAAAUGAGGAAGAAAUUUACAAAGAAAAUGAUGAUGGUGAAAAAAUACUGAUGAGAAUAUCAUUUUUUGUUCAACAGUCGCCGUUUUUAUAAUAAAUGACCGUGUCCUCCGUCGAGCUCCAAACCACCUCCGUAUCCGCCUCCGUAACCACCUCCGUAGCCUCCCAACUCUUCGUGAUGUUCUUUGAUGUAAAUUGGAACCUUCUUUUCAACUAGAACUGGUACUUUGACUGGGUAUGGUACUGGUUUGUGUACAGGGUAUGGUACACUUUUGAUUACUGGGUAGGGUUGAGGGACUGGGUAUGGAACCUAAGAAACAAUUAUUAAUACCAUAAAUUACAAAUCUAUUACUAAAUUACCUUGACUGGUACUUUAACUGGAACAGGUACAUGUUUUAUAACUGGGUAAGGUACAGGUUUUUCAAUGUGGACUGGAUAAGGUUUUGGUACAGGGACUGGAUAAGGUUUGGGUAUAUGAAUUGGUACUUUAACAGGGUAUGGAACAGGUACUUUCUUUUCGAUGUGCACGGGAUAGGGUUUGGGUACUGGAAUUCCUACAGUUUUGAUGUGGGUUACGUGUUUGACGUGGUGGUCUUCCAAACCGCCGAGUUCCAAACCGCCUCCGUAUCCUCCAAGUUCCAAGCCAU